Acanthoscelides obtectus is the source of this 372-nucleotide messenger RNA. The record is from the annotation of a GenBank genome assembly. Lineage: Eukaryota; Metazoa; Arthropoda; Insecta; Coleoptera; Chrysomelidae.
AUGCUGAAUUUACGUAAAGAUCUAAAAGAAACUCUGACUAAUGUGUCAGCUGACGGAUGGUUGUUUGACAAGGAUCUCGGUGAGCGAAUAAAAGCUACCAAGGAUAUAGAAAAAUCUGGUUUUGACUUGAAACCUGCUAGGGUAUCUAAACCUAGUACUUCAUUUAAACAACCUGCCAAACAGGUUCCGGUAAACUUUUACCGUCCACCUCAUCGAACACAAACGGGAAGCAGUCGAGGUGGUCGGCCGAUAAAGAUUCCAAAUCCCUCUCAGUCGUUUCAACAAAGGCCUCAUCAAACUCAGAGAAGAACCUCGGACCAGGAUCGUCAUCGUCGACAGGAUGUACGUCAAUACCACAAACAGGGUCGAUAG